Messenger RNA from Ilyonectria robusta, 1593 nucleotides. Its product is annotated as quinate permease. Gene Ontology annotation, molecular function: carbohydrate:proton symporter activity. The transcript has 3 exons. Lineage: Eukaryota; Fungi; Ascomycota; Sordariomycetes; Hypocreales; Nectriaceae. The coding region runs from base 1 to 1593 and encodes 530 amino acids. Gene Ontology annotation, cellular component: membrane. Gene Ontology annotation, biological process: carbohydrate transport; transmembrane transport. The record is from RefSeq and is a predicted model, not a curated record.
AUGGGUAUUACUCAUGCUGACAACAAUGAGCCUCCUGAAGUCCGUAACUGGACCAUCCAUUGGGUUGCCAUUGUCGCUUCAAUGGCUGCCCUAGCUCUGGGUUACGACACUGCUGUCAUCGGUGGAACCAUGGCCCUCGACUCGUUUGUCCGAGACUUUGGACUCGAAGGCAUGUCUGACCAUGACCGGGAUGACACCCAGGCGAAUAUCGUGUCAACCUUCCAACUCGGCGCAUUUCUCGGAGCAUUCUGCACGUUUCCCAUUGCUGAAAAAGUCGGCCGUCGUAAAGCCGUCCUGUUUGCAUGCUUGGUCUUCAUGCUGGGCGCCUCGCUCAUGACUGCCUCGCGAGGACACGUAGGCAUGAUCAUCGCCGGACGAGCCAUUGGCGGCUUUGGUAUCGGAUCCGCCACCCUCACCGUUCCAGUCUACAUUGCCGAGGUCGCACCUCCCAGUAUUCGAGGCCGCUUGGUGGGCAUCUUUGAAGUGACGUCUCAAACCGGUUCCAUGCUUGGCUUCUGGAUCAACUAUGCAACAGACCGCACCAUCGACGUCAAGUACUCCGCGCAGUGGAUCGUGCCGCUGGGGCUCCAGCUUCUGCCCGUGACGUUCUUGGCCUGCGGUAUCUUCUUCUGUCCCGAAUCUCCCCGUUGGCUGGCUCGAAAGGAUCGAUUCGACGAGACAGAAAAGGUCCUCGUAUAUCUACGUGGACUGCCGUCUGACCACCCGUUCAUUAUGAACGAAAUGGCAGAGAUUCGCCAACAGGUCGAGCAGAGAAGCACAGUCCGGCUGAGCAAGAUGGAACAGCUCAAGAAGCUUACAGCCAAGGGCACCCGCAACAGAGUUGGCGUUGGCGCUUUUCUCAUGUUCUUGCAGAGCUUCACCGGGGUCAACAUCAUGACCUACUACUCUCCCCGCAUAUUUGAGUCUCUCGGUGUGGUUGGCACGACCACCAAACUAUUCAGUACCGGUAUCUACGGCGUCGCAAAGAUGCUCGGCAUGGUCGUGUUUACGCUCUUCGUCGUGGAAGGCUUGGGUCGUCGCAAAGGUUUGAUCUAUGGAGCACUGCUUGGAUGUCUGCCGCUCUGGUAUGUUGGCGGCUAUGUCUUCAAGGCGGAUCCCGCCACAGCAGCUGCCGCUGGUGUCAUCAAUCGAGACGGAUGGAGCUACUUUGCCAUGGUCUGUAUUUACCUCAACGCCUUCAUCAUCUGUGCCACCUGGCAGGGGAUCACCUGGACUUAUGCUGCCGAGAUCUUCCCUCUGGACAUACGCAUGCUCUGUGUCGCGCUCACCACGGCCAGCACCUGGAUCGGCUCUUUUUUUAUUGCCCGCGUCACGCCUUUUAUGAUCACUGGUUUGGGAUACGGUACCUACUUUGUGUUUGGCGGAGUUGUGAUAUUGAUGGGUAUCUGGGCGUUCUUCUUUGUUCCAGAAACAAGAGGUCUAUCUCUGGAGGCUAUGGAUGCCCUGUUCAUGCAACCCACUCAUAAGGCUGUCUGGAAACAACUCAGAGGAAAGCCCAUUAUUCCAAAUGAGACCAGAUCUGACAAUGACUCAAUCAAGGGAGAGAAAAGGGAAAUCGAAAAUGUGGUGUAG